UUUUUAAAAUUUGCUAAGUGUCAGGAACAAUGCUGAACUAAUAUAUAUAUUUUCAUAAUCAGACAUAAUGACAGAGGAAUCUGCUGUCAAAGUUUGCGUGAGGGUCCGACCUCUCAUACAAAGAGAGGAGGCUGCAGCGGAAAAUGCGGAGCCUGUACAGCUCUACUGGAGAGCUGACAAACAAACCAUCCAUCAGGUUGAUGAUGGAAACCCCACAAAAAGUUUCAGCUUUGACAGAGUCUUUAGUGCAGAGGAAAGCACCAACCAGUUGUACCAGGACAUUGCAAAGUCAUUAGUGGUCUCCACUGUUGAGGGUUAUAAUGGAACCAUAUUUGCAUAUGGCCAGACUUCAUCAGGGAAGACUUUCACGAUGAUGGGGAGCAGCCGUACCCCAGGCGUUAUCCCACUGGCUAUGGAGGAUGUCUUCCAGACCAUCAAAAAUUGCCCCAAGAAGGAGUUUCUUCUCCGAGUGAGUUACAUGGAAAUCUAUAAUGAGACCGUCACUGACCUGUUGUGUGACAGCUGGAAGAGGAAGCCAUUAGAGAUCCGUGAGGGCAACUAUAAAAAUGUCUACGUGGCUGAUCUUACGGAGGAGCUGGUGACGUCGCCUGAGCAAGCACUGGCCUGGAUCCGGAAAGGAGAAAAGAAUCGCCAUUAUGGAAAGACCAAGAUGAAUGAGCGAAGCAGUCGUUCUCACACCAUCUUCCGUAUGAUCCUUGAAAGUCGAGAGCGGAGUGAUCCAGCCUCAGGAGAAAUCUCUGAUGGAGCUAUCAUUGUGUCCCACCUGAAUCUGGUGGAUCUGGCAGGGGCUGAGCGAGCAAGUCAGACAGGAGCAGAGGGAACUCGCUUCAAAGAGGGAUGCAACAUCAACCGGAGUCUCUUCACUCUGGGUCAAGUCAUCAAGAAGUUGUCAGAUGAAAAUCAGAAGGGCUUCACCAACUACAGAGACAGCAAGCUGACACGUAUUCUGCAGAACUCGCUUGGGGGCAAUGCCAAAACGGUCAUUGUGUGUACAAUCACCCCAGCUGUACAGGACGAGACCCUCAGCACACUGCAGUUUGCAAGUGCAGCGAAACGCAUGAAGAAUGAUCCACAUGUAACCGAGGUGUCUGACGACGGUGCUCUGUUGAGACGCUACAGAAAUGAGAUCAAUGAGCUCAAACAACGUCUGCAGGAGGUUUCCUCGGUGACCAAGACGACGGUGACCGAGAAGCAGACCCUGUGCCAGCUGUUGCAGGAGAAGGAGCAGCUUCAGAGGGAGCAGGAGGACCGUAUCCGCAACCUCACCAAACUGCUCGUCACCUCCAAUGUUGUCACAGUCAAGAAGAUUCCGAAGCGGCGCAUGACAUGGGGUGGUAAGCUGUUGCAGGCCGGCCUCCCUUCUGAUGCACUAGCAGAGACGGACACUGGGUUCAUGGAGCCCUUUGUUAAGCAACGUAGGAUCGACCUUUCAGCUAUAGUCGAACAAGAUGACAUGGAGGAUUUUGAAGGACGUUGGGAAAUUCCUUUAGAACGGACUUUCGACAUGGAUCUGAAUCAGAGCAGUGUGACCACGCGCAAUUCUUCAGAAAGUGACUAUUGUUCCCCAAGGGUUUCUGAAAUUAAAGGAAGGCUGGUCAACCUGGAGGAGCAGCUGGAGAGGGAGACGCAGCUUAGGCAGGAGAUGCAGCAACAAUUAGAGAAGGAGGCGCAAGAAAAACAGGAGUUGCACCUUCAACUCGAGAACGAGGCACAGGAGAAGCAGGAAUUACACCUUCAGCUCGAGAAGGUGAUGCAGGGAAAACCGGAGCUGAACAUUCAACUGGAGGAGACGGCACAGGAGAAGCAGGAAUUGCACAGUCGGCUCGAGAAGGAGAUGCAGGAGAAGCAGGAAUUGCACCGUCAGCUCGAGGAGGAGAUUCAGGGAAAACAGGAGCUGAACCUUCAACUCGAGAGGGAGAUGCAGGGAAAACAGGAGCUGAACCUUCAACUGGAGAAGGAGACGCAGGAGAAGCAGGAAUUGCACCUUCAGCUCGAGAAGGAGGCACAGGAGAAGCAGGAAUUGCACCUUCAGCUCGAGAAGGAGACGCAGGGCAAACAGGGGCUUCACCUUCAUCACGAUAUGGAGAAGGAGCUGCAGCAUCAGCUUGAGGUGGAGGUACUGCAGAAACAGGAGGCUCUGGAGAGAGCAGCGGAGAUGGAGAAGAAGGUGAUGGAACUGGAGCAGCAACUAGAAGCUACACCCCACAACACCUCCAACUACAACAGUGAGCAGUUCAAGAGCGACCUGGGAGAGUCCAUCCAACUGUGUGAAGCUCUGAGCUUUGAGAGAGAAAGGCUGGAGGCUGAGCGGGACGCCCUCCAGAAGGAGCUCCAGGUGUGUGGUGAGGAGGUGGCACGCCUGAGGAGGGACAGCGAGGCCCUGCAGGAGGAGCUGUUGCAGAGGAGGGAGAUGGACGAGUUCCAGUGUCUGGAGGAGGAGAGCAAGAGGGAGUACGAGCAAGAGCUCCUGGCUGAGAUUGCUACAUUGAAGAAAUCAGCAGAGGACUCCAAUGCCCAGGCUCAGAAGCUUCAGGCGGAGCUGAACACGUUGUCAGACCUGCAGGGUGAUAAGGACCUGGUGCAGGAGGUGAAGCGCUUGCGGCGCUCCCUGGAGGAUGCUGAGUGCCUCAGCCGGGACACUAAAAAGGAGUGGGCCUUCCUGCGCUCAGAUAAUAUCUCUCUCAAAGAAAGAGAUGAUGUGUUAAGUGCAGAACACCAGCGCAUGCAGUCGGAGCUGCACAGUGUGCAGGAACAGCUAGAGGCAGAGAAGAGGCGCUUCAAGAAGAUGCAGAUAGACCUUCAAAAGGAACUGAUGGGGGCUUUUGAUGAAAACACCAAGCUCACCACUCUCCUCGAUGGCAAAGUCCCUAAAAAUCUAGUGGAUGGUGUGAUUCUGGAGCGAACUGUGUCUGAGCUGAAGAAGGAGCUGGAGCAGCACAAGCAGAGUGAAGAAGAGCUCCAGUCUGAGCUUCAGGAGGCCAUGCAGAAGGUGCUGGAGCAGCAGCAACAAGAGCUACUGAAGGCUCAAGAGCAGCAACAGCAGUUUGAAGAGAAACUCCAGCAAAAUCAGGAAAUGUCGAGGGUGGAGCUUCAGCGAGCCCAGGAACAGCUGGAGAAACAGCAGCAGGAACUCCAGAGGGCCCAGGAACAGGAGAACAUGUUGCAGCAGGACCUUCAGAAGGCUCAAGAUCAGUUGCAGCAGGAUCAGGAGCAGCAUCAACAGGAGCUACAGAGUUCCCAGGAGCAGCAUCAACAGGAGCUACAGAGUUCCCAGGAGCAGCAUCAACAGGACGUACAGAGUUCCCAGGAGUGGCAUCAACAGGAGCUUCUGAAAGCUCAUGAGCAUCUACAGGAGGAACUCCAAAAUGCCACUGAGCGGUUGCACCAGGAUCUGAAAAACGCCCAGGAGGAACAAGACAGACUGCAGCUAGAGCUGCAGAAGGCCUUGGAGAAACAUGACUCCUUGCAGCGGGAGCUUCACAACGCUCAAGAGCAUCAGCAGCAUCGGGAGGCAGAGUUCCAGAGGGCCCAACAGCAGCAGGAGGAACUGCAGCAGGAGCUCCAGAAGGCUCAGGAGCAACUACAGGAGCAUCCUGUCUCCCAGGAGCCUGGUGUGGAGAUCUCUGAGGAGCUGGAGAGGCUACGCUCUGAACUAGGUGCCCUCACUGCUCAGAGAGCUGAGCUGCAGGAGAUCCUGGAGGGUGUGAGGGAGGAGAAGAACCAGCUGAAGAGAGACCUGGAGGAAAGUGUGGACAUGUGUGUGCAGACGCAGUCUGAGCUCCAGCAGCUUCAAAGCAGGCAGUCGUGCAGUUCUGGUGCAACAGACGAGCAGCUUCAGCAGCAGAAACAGGAGCUGGAGGAGUUGAGACAAGAGAAGCAGCAACUUCAGGCUGACAUUCAGGAGAAUGUGGACAUGAUGAUUGAGAACCAGACUGAAUUGAGAGAAGCUCUGGAUGAGGUCAGAGAGCUGAAGGGCCAGCUGGUUGCCGCCCGUCUUGCCAGUGCACAGGCCCCACAAGCCACAGAGAACUCCCUGGAGGCCACUGCUGAACUAGACCGCCUGCGUUCUGAGGUGGCCUCUCUGACUGCUGAGCUGGACCAUCUUAAGAGUGUGAGCCAGAGUGAGGGAGGCCAGAAGGCCCAAGAGUUGCAGCAGGAGCUCCACGAGGUUCAAGAGGCACAGCGUCAGAAGGAGGAGGAACUUGAGAGGCUCAGAGAUCAGCUGCAGGAGGAGCUCCAGAAAACUCAAGAGACCCCACCGUCAGAGCUACUCCAGGCACAAGAGCAGCAGCGUCAUUUAGAAGAGAAACUCCAGAGGGCCGAGGAGCUGUUGCAGCAGGAGCUUCGGAGAGGCCAGGACGAGCAGGAGAGGCUGCAGCAGAAACUCCAGACGGCCGAGGAGCAGCAGGAGACGUUGCAGCAGCAGCUUUGUGAGAUCCAGGAGCAGCAGCAGAAAAAGGAGGAGGAGCUCCGUGUACGCAAAGAGCAGAAGGAACAACUGGAGCGAGAACUCCAGGAGAUCCAGGACAUGUUACAGCAACAACUUUGCAAUACCCAGGACCAGCGGCCUCAUCAGGAGGAUCAGGCACCACUGCAGCAGGAGCUUCAUCAGGCACAGCUGGAACAGCAGCAACAGGAGCUCCUGAAGGCCCAGGAGCAACAUCAGCAGGAGCUACUAGGAGCCCAGCAGAAGCAGCAGUGUCUCGAGGAAGAGCUUAGCACCGCUCUAGAACAACAGUUAAACCUUGAGAAAGAUCUGCAGAAAGCUCAAGAGCGGCUGGAACAGUUGCAGCAGGAACUACAGGAGACUCGACAGCAGCACAGCCACGACUCACUGAAAGCCCAAGAGCAGCAACGGUAUUUUGAGCAGGAACUCGAUAAAAACGAGCAACUGUUGCACCAGGAGCUUCAGAGAGCACAGGAACAGCAAGAUCAGCUGCAACAAGAGCUCCUGAAGGCCCAAGAGCAGCUGCAGCAUCACUGCACCCCUCAGGACUCGGAGGAGGCCUCUGGAGAGCUGGAGAGGCUGCGAUCCGACCUGAGCGCCCUCACAGCACAGAGGGCUGAGCUGCAGGAGAUCCUGGAGGGCGUGAGGGAGGAGAAGAACCAGCUGAAGAGAGACCUGGAGGACAACAUGGCUCAGCAGGAACUAGAGGAGCUGAGGCAGGAGAAGAGACAGAUGCAGACAGAUCUUGAGAACAACAUGGCGAAAGCCAGUGAGCUGGAGGCACAGCUGCAGUGUGUGACUGAGGAGAGGCAGCGUCUGCUGGGGGAUAACGAAGUAGCACAGACCCUCCAGAAGGAGGUGGAUCAGCUGCGAUCUGAAGUCUCGUCCCUCAGUGCAGACAGAGAGCAGAUGCAGGAGAGACUGAGGGAGGACGAGAAGAGGCACUCUGAGGAGCUGCAGGAGCUCAGCCUACAGAGAGAGCAGCUCCUCCAGCAGCACAGCACAGCUGCAGUGGAGAGCACUGAGGAACUGGAGAGGCUGCGCUCAGAGGUCAGCGCCCUCACCACCCAGAGAGCCGAGCUGCAGGAGAUCCUGGAGGCCGUCAGGGAGGAGAGGAGCCGGCUCAAGAGAGACCUGGAGGAGAAUGGGGGCAUGGCUCAGCAGCAACAGAACGAGUUGGAGGAGAUCAGACUGGAGAAGAUUCAACUACAGACAGAUCUGCAGAACAACAUGGAAAGAGCCAUUGAGCUGGAGGCACAGCUGCAGUGUGUGACUGAGGAGAGGCAGCGUCUGCUGGGGGAUAACGAAGUAGCACAGACCCUCCAGCAGGAGGUGGAUCAGCUGCGAUCUGAAGUCUCGUCCCUCAGUGCAGACAGAGAGCAGCUGCAGGAGAGACUGAGGGAGGACGAGAAGAGGCACUCUGAGGAGCUGCAGGAGCUCAGCCUACAGAGAGAGCAGCUCCUCCAGCAGCACAGCACAGCUGCAGUGGAGAGCACUGAGCAACUGGAGAGGCUGCGCUCAGAGGUCGGCGCCCUCACCACCCAGAGAGCCGAGCUGCAGGAGAUCCUGGAGGCCGUCAGGGAGGAGAGGAGCCGGCUCAAGAUGGACCUGGAGGAGAAUGGGGGCAUGGCCCAACAGCAGCUGAAUGAACUGGAGGAGAUCAGACUAGAGAAGAGGCAACUACAGACAGAUCUGCAGAACAACAUGGAAAGAACUAAUGAGCUCCAGGCACAGCUGCAGUGUGUGACUGAGGAGAGGCAGCGUCUGCUGGGGGAUAACGAAGUAGCACAGACCCUCCAGAAGGAGGUGGAUCAGCUGCGAUCUGAAGUCUCGUCCCUCAGUGCAGACAGAGAGCAGCUGCAGGAGAGACUGAGGGAGGACGAGAAGAGGCACUCUGAGGAGCUGCAGGAGCUCAGCCUACAGAGAGAGCAGCUCCUCCAGCAGCACAGCACAGCUGCAGUGGAGAGCACUGAGCAACUGGAGAGGCUGCGCUCAGAGGUCAGCGCCCUCACCACCCAGAGAGCCGAGCUGCAGGAGAUCCUGGAGGCCGUCAGGGAGGAGAGGAGCCGGCUCAAGAUGGACCUGGAGGAGAAUGUCGACGUGGUGCAGCGUUUGAAGGCUCAGAGGACCAGCUAUCCUGAACACUCAGACCUGGUGGUGCAAGAAAAUCAAUCCCAGCAGAAAUUGCAGGCGUGGUCCUUGCGAAUCCAGCGUCUGGCCGAUCAGCUUUCUCAGAAACUGCGAAAGCGCUGGACAACGGAGCUACUGGCCUCUGCCGAGCACACCGAGAGAGGACUGACCAAACAGCUGCUGUCCCACACGCCACAUCUGGAGCCCCUGACCACUAGCCUCAAGAAGAGCACACUACAGUUGCAGGACCUGCUUUGGACACGACUGGCUUCUCUCCAGAAGCUGGCGGUGGCUUAUAGGGGCCACUAUGAGACCCUGUGGCAGCAGGAGGCCUCUGCUGUGGACCAGAGUGGCCUGAUGGCUCAGGCCCAGAAGAGCGCCUCCGGCCAUCCGUGUCCACCUCAGGAUGUCCUCCUCCGCCUCCUGCUGGAGAGGAGGGAGCUUCACCUACAGGAGAUGGCGUCGGCGGCGCAGCGGUUGGAGGGCGGCGUGGCGGCGCUGGAGGAGGUCCUGAGCGUGGAGCUGCAGCACCGCGUGCAGGCCAACCAGCGGCUGGAGGGGCUGUGCACCCGCGCGCCCACCGAGCCCACCGAGCCCGGCGCCCUGGCGCGCCACCUGCAGCAGGAGACCAGCCGCCGCCACAGCGUGGCCAGCUGUGAGCAAGCCAUCUGCCAGGCCCUGGUCAGUGAGCAGCAGCGUGUGGCCAGCAGUAAGGUGACUCCUGAGCAGUGCCGCCAGAUGGUGGCGCCACUGAGCCUGCUCCAGCCACCGCUCUCAGAGCUCCAGCAGGACAACCAGCAGCUCAACUCCAGGCUGCAGCAGGCCUUCACUCACACUCAGACGGUAGAGAAAAAGCUGCAGCAUCUUCAGGCGGCUCAUGAGCUUUCAUCUCAGCAGUGCAGCAAACAGCAGCUCCAGCUGAAGGAACUGCUGGACAAACUCGCCCACAGUCAGACCCUGGCCCAGAGCAAGAUGACUCCCAGUGCAGUGGAAAUGCAAAAGCUGAAGAAUCGACUGGUGAACAUGGAGAUGGAGAACACUAAUCUGAAUACCAGCCAUCAGCAAGAGCUGGAGAGGCUGACGUCAGUACUCAAAUACAAGGAGGAGUUGAUCCGUAAGCUGAAGGAGGAUUUGAGGAUGAAGCAGCAGGAUGACGAGCAUUCAUAUAUGGAGGAUAAUCGCUCCAAGCACUGUGGCCACCAGGAGGAGAUUCAGCAGCUGCAACAGAAAAUUGCCCAGUUAGAGAGCACUCUGUCCAGCCAGCAGGAGGAGGUCGACCGAUGGAAACGGCGCGCUUACAAGCUGAAGGAGAGCCGCCGUGAGGGGGGUCUACACACACCCACCAAGCAGGGGCGUCCCCCCACCCCCACCAAACACACACGCCCCGUCACCCCCACCAAGCACGCCCUCCCGCACGCCCAGUCCAGGCCGUCGCCCAGCAAGCGUCCGGCGCUCGGCGCGGCCCCGCCGUUGAACUCCCCCCAGCGGCCGCUGCUGGACUCGCCCAAGAGCCUGUUCUUCGACAUGCCGCCCGGGACCCACGGCCCUCCCCUCGCACGCACCAAGGGCUUCUUUGACAACUGUGCCCUGGGGCCGGCCACCGACAGUGAGGAGGACGAAGCCGACCCAUUGACCUCGGAGGGGGCCACAGGAGGAGGCAGCGCAGACAAGAGGGAGGAGUGGUGGCCAAGCGCCCCCAAACAGGGCCAGCAGUGUGAGACCCAGUGAUGAACCGCCGUCCUGUCCUGUCCUGUCCUGUCCUGUCCUGUCCUGUCCUGUCUACUUUUACAUGUCUUGUUUUUAUCUCUGUUUUAAUAAGAAUUGUAUAUACGUUUAAUAAUGCUUUGUGCUUUCUUUUACUGCUGUAUUUAGAAAGAACUUGAUUGUUUUGUAUUAAAGGAAAUUUCACAUUUUA
Messenger RNA from Sardina pilchardus (European sardine), 8513 nucleotides. It is a transcript of the gene cenpe, whose product is annotated as centromere protein E. Gene Ontology annotation, biological process: microtubule-based movement; mitotic cell cycle. NCBI's taxonomy places the organism in Eukaryota, Metazoa, Chordata, Actinopteri, Clupeiformes, Clupeidae. The transcript has 45 exons. The coding region runs from base 68 to 8326 and encodes 2752 amino acids. Gene Ontology annotation, cellular component: microtubule. Gene Ontology annotation, molecular function: ubiquitin binding; phosphatidylinositol binding; ATP binding. The record is from RefSeq and is a predicted model, not a curated record.